Molecule: messenger RNA, 2330 nt
Organism: Ziziphus jujuba (common jujube)
Lineage: Eukaryota; Viridiplantae; Streptophyta; Magnoliopsida; Rosales; Rhamnaceae
Product: protein NRT1/ PTR FAMILY 5.2
Exons: 4
Coding region: 145-1938 (597 amino acids)
Biological process (GO): dipeptide transport; transmembrane transport
Cellular component (GO): membrane
Molecular function (GO): dipeptide transmembrane transporter activity; tripeptide transmembrane transporter activity
Source: RefSeq, a predicted model, not a curated record
UCUAUAAAAAGGAUGAGCUAUAUGGACUUAAGAAAUCGAGCCUUAACUACCCAAAGCAGAUUCCAAAAACUCCAACCCAAAAAAAAAGAAGGGUUUUGGAAAUUUGGAAGUAAAAGCAAGGGAAAAAUAAAAUAAAAAAAGAGAAUGGCAGUCGAAGAAGGAGUUGAUGAUCAAUAUACAAAAGAUGGAACGGUGGAUCUUAAAGGAAACCCUGUUCUUAGAUCCAAAAGAGGUGGCUGGACUGCUUGCUCCUUUGUUGUUGUGUAUGAAGUGUUUGAACGCAUGGCCUACUAUGGAAUAUCGUCGAAUUUGGUUCUAUAUUUGACAAACAAGCUCCAUCAAGGCACUGUAAGCUCGUCCAAUAAUGUCACAAACUGGGUUGGAACAAUUUGGAUGACUCCAAUUCUAGGUGCUUAUGUUGCUGAUGCUCAUCUUGGUCGUUACUGGACAUUCAUUGUCGCUUCCGUAAUUUACCUAUUGGGAAUGACCGUGUUGACCCUAGCAGUUUCACUUCCUUCAUUGAAACCCCCUCACUGUGCAGAUCCCAAAUUGGGAAACUGCAAAAAGGCCUCCACAUUACAACUAGCAGUGUUUUAUGGUGCACUCUAUACACUGGCAAUUGGAACAGGUGGAACAAAACCCAAUAUCUCUACAAUUGGUGCAGACCAAUUUGAUGAAUUUGAUCCAAAAGAAAAAUCCCACAAGCUCUCCUUCUUCAAUUGGUGGAUGUUCAGCAUCUUUUUUGGUACACUCUUUGCCAACACAGUUCUUGUCUACAUACAAGACAAUGUGGGCUGGUCUCUUGGAUAUGGGCUUCCAACUCUUGGGCUUGCCAUUUCUGUGGCUAUCUUUGUAGCUGGUACGCCUUUCUAUAGGCACAAAGCUCCCUCUGGGAGUCCCUUCACAAGGAUGGCUAAAGUCAUAGUUGCUGCAUUGAGAAAAUGGAAUGUGCCUCUCCCUCACGACUCUAAACAGCUUUAUGAGCUUGAUUUGGAAGAGUAUUCAAAGAAGGGAAAGUUUAGAAUUGACUCCACACCAACCUAUAGGUUCCUCAACAAAGCUUCAGUUAAAACAGGCUCAACCAGUCCCUGGAUGCUCUGCUCUGUGACCCAAGUUGAGGAAACCAAGCAAAUGUUGAGAAUGCUCCCAAUCUUAGCUGUCACAUUUGUACCAAGUACUAUGCUUGCACAGGUUAAUACCCUUUUUAUCAAGCAAGGAACCACUCUUGAUAGAGCAGUUGGAAGCAACUUCAAAAUCCCACCUGCAAGUUUAACUGGUUUUGUGACCUUAUCAAUGCUCAUCAGUGUGGUUCUCUAUGACAGAUACUUUGUCAGAAUUAUGCAGAAAUUCACCAAAAACCCAAGAGGAAUCACUCUGCUUCAAAGAACGGGGAUUGGGAUGUUUCUUCACAUCAUAAUCAUGGCAGUUGCUUCUCUCACCGAGAAAUGGAGGCUUGAGGUGGCAAAAGAGCAUGGACUAGUCGAAAAUGGUGGAGAAGUUCCUCUAACCAUAUUCAUUUUGCUCCCUCAGUUUGUGCUUAUGGGAACUGCUGAUGCAUUUCUUGAGGUUGCAAAGAUUGAGUUUUUCUAUGAUCAAGCACCAGAGAGCAUGAAAAGUCUUGGUACUUCCUAUGCCAUGACUACUUUAGGAGUUGGGAAUUUUCUUAGUAGUUUCCUUCUUUCAACAGUUUCACGCAUCACUAAGGAACAUGGACAUGGAUGGAUUCUGAACAACCUCAAUGCUUCUCAUCUUGACUACUAUUAUGCAUUUUUUGCAAUUUUGAACAUUGUCAACUUUUUUUUCUUCUUGGCUGCUUCCAAGUUCUAUGUGUACAAAGCUGAAGUUUCGGAUUCCAUAAGAGUGCUUGAAGAAGAGUUGAAGGGGACUGGAACAAGGAUAUCCAACCAAGUAGGAGACACAAACAUAGAUCAAAGUUAAUAAAAUGGAGUUAUGGAGAUAGAAAAGGUAAAAUUACAACUUUAUGGAAUAUUUUUACUAGUUGGUAUAGAAGCUCUGAUUAUUGAUGACAGACUUUUCAUAGAGUUAUAGUUGUUGGUGUGGUUUUGGGUGUUUAUGGUGGAUUCAAACCCAAUGUACUUUUUUUUUUAUUUUGUUUAAAUUUUUGAAGGAAAAAGAAACACUAUAUAUAUAUAUAUAUACACUAAACGAUUUGGAUUUAGCACAUAAGAAUUUGUGCUUCCUGGGAAUCUAUAAAGUAGGUGUUACACAGUCAUGUAAACCAUUUGGCAAUUUUAAAUUUCAGAAAACCUCUUGGAAAGUAGUCCUCUGACAGUUUAUAUAUUGUUGCCUAUAAGUUGUUUUCUAUUUAA